AUGAACAAAAACAAGCCAAAGGACGUCGAGGAUUCCGCUUUCCUUGUUGCUCAACCACCUGUACACUUGGACGAGGCAAUUGAAAUGGUUGGGUUUGGAAGUUUUCAUUAUUACAUAUUAUUUAUUUGUGGGUCACUUUUUGCGGCGGUCGCCAUUAGCGUGACGUCAGUGUCUUUUGUUGUACCGUCAGCACAAUGUGAUUUUCAAAUGACUUCUGUCCACAAAGGCAUCCUCAAUGGAGCUUCGAUGAUUGGAAUGUUCACGGGAUCUUUUAUUUGGGGUUACGUUGCUGAUUCCAGAGGCAGAAGAUAUGCAUUGAUAUUGAGUAUGACCAUGGAUGGUGUUUUCAGUAUCAUUUCCAGUGUAUCUCAGAUCUACCCAGUGUUAAUAUUCUGCCGACUGAUGAGUGGAUUUGGAGUGUCCGGCGCUACAGUGCUAUAUUCUUACCUAGGAGAGUUCGUAAACACCAAAUAUCGUGAAAAAUUUCUAUGCUGGAUGGAAAUGUUCUGGACGGGCGGUAUAAUUUUACUUCCAUGCGUGGCAUGGUUGAUUAUACCACAAACAUUCAGAAUUGAAUAUGGAUUCUUUUUAUUCAGGUCAUGGAAUUUAUUUGUUAUUAUAUGUUCUCUACCGAGCAUAAUAUUGGCAUGCUUGUUGGUGAGAUUGCCGGAAAGUCCAAAGUUUUUACUCGCCAAGGGUAAACACGACGAGACCAUCGAUUGCUUGAAAUACGUUUAUAGAUGGAACCAUAAGGCUGACAAUAAAUUUCCGGUGACUACGUUAAUGUUACCUGAUUGCAUAAACAAACAAAGUAAUGGUUUCUUUAACGGGCUCUACGAGAGUACUGUUGGUUUGUUCACGUCUAAGUACAAAUUUAUAGCUAUAAUCACGUGCGUUAUACAAUUUGGCGCAACUACCAGUUAUUAUAUGUUGACGCUGUGGUUUCCAGAGCUAAUGAAUAGGUUUCGAUGGUAUGAAAAAACAUAUGUAGGCCCGAAAAACAUGACGACUAUGUGUGAAAUCGUAUCCAUCUUUAAGAUCGAGCCCGAGGUGACACACCAAAAGUGUAAUGAUGAUAUUGACGAAUCGGUGUACAUCAACAUUGUCAUUAUUGGAAUAGCGUGCAUACCAACAAGUCUUAUCGUGCCACUGUUCGUUAACAGACUAGGACUCAGGUUUUUUUUAGUGGUAAGCUUUUUAGGAUCAGGUCUGUCCGCUGCUUGCUUAUACUUCAUUACUUCUACACUCGAGAAUCUCGUUUUAUCUUCAAUGUUUGCAGCCCUUUCCAGCGUGGGUAUUAGUCUUAUGUAUUGCAUCGCCGUCGAAUUGUUUCCUACAGAAUACAGGGGAAUGGCUGUAUCCAUAGGUUCUACGUUUGGAAAAGUAGGCGCACUUAUGGGUAAUGUCAUCGUUGGAGUAUUUAUCGAUGAGCUUUGUGCAAUUCCAAUUUUGGUAUCAUGUUCAUUUUUAAUAAUUUCAGGAUUGCUGGUACUAACAUUACCAAAAACUGGGAGGACAAACAUACAAUGA
Messenger RNA from Macrosiphum euphorbiae (potato aphid), 1530 nucleotides. The record is from the annotation of a GenBank genome assembly. NCBI's taxonomy places the organism in Eukaryota, Metazoa, Arthropoda, Insecta, Hemiptera, Aphididae.